This is a messenger RNA of Owenia fusiformis, 832 nucleotides long. Lineage: Eukaryota; Metazoa; Annelida; Polychaeta; Sabellida; Oweniidae. The record is from the annotation of a GenBank genome assembly.
AUGGCGGAAGGCGGAAACAAACAAACCGAAACUGAACUCUUCAGCGAAGCUCUGCAAGAGCUACCAAGAAAUGAUGACCUGAAAAGGAUGCUCAUAGAGAUUAUCGACGCUAGAAUAAAUCCUAUAAACGAAAGUCUGGCAAAUAUUGAUGAAAAAAUGACGAAAUUCGAAAAAAUUGAAUCAGACAUUGGCGUCAUGAAAAAACAAUUGAGCGAGAAAACCAAGAAACUGACCGUGGACAUAGAGCAAAAUAAGCGCAAUAUUAAACAAACCGAAGAGAAAUUAUUACGACUAGAUCUCCAGAGAAGGCAAACAAACCUGAUAAUCGACAAUAUAGAGCAGAAAGGAGGCGAAAAUGUAAUAAAAACAGUCGAAACUUGCCUGGGAAAUAUCGGUUGCGCAGUUUCGAUUUCGAAUGCAUACAGAAUGGGAGCACCGGGAGGUCAAGGACGAAUCGCACCAAUCUUCGUGGAAUUCCAAACACGACGAGACGUAGACCGAGUUAAGAAAACGGCUUGGACGAAACAGAACAGCAAAACAGUAAAAAUCAGAGAAGACUUGCCGAACGAGCUGAGGAAACUACGGGGUAAAGCGUACGCGAACCAUAUAAAAGCCGCCAAACGAGAGCAGAAAAAAUUUAGAUGGGACCUGGAUAAAUUAUUCAUAAACAACGUACAGAUUGACUUAUCAGCCGAGAUCGAAGAGACACGACGAGAUAUCACAAGAAAUUCAUAAAAUAAGACUUUCAAUUUUUUUUAUCCCCAAUUGUUCUUCUAAAAUUAGGCCCAGUCUCUAGACGUUUUUUUACCAAGCAUCUUUUUUCCUUAGGACG